Ceutorhynchus assimilis (cabbage seed weevil) is the source of this 411-nucleotide messenger RNA. The record is from the annotation of a GenBank genome assembly. NCBI's taxonomy places the organism in Eukaryota, Metazoa, Arthropoda, Insecta, Coleoptera, Curculionidae.
AUGAACAACGAAUACGCCUCGCGUCUUCUACCGCCAGCUAAAGAAACGACCCGAGCAGCAUGCAAGAAAUGCGGCUACGCUGGCCACUUGACCUUCCAAUGUAGAAACUUCCUGAAAGUGGAUCCCAACAAAGAAAUCGUUUUGGACGUGAGCAGCACAAGCAGCGAAUCUGAUAUGGAUUACGUUACUCCGCUCACUAAACUCCGCGAAGAAGAACUCAAAGAGAAACUCAAGAAGCAUAAGAAGAAGAAAAAGAAACAUAGUUCGCCAAAAGUUUCGAAUAAGUACAAGAGAAGGCAUGAACCUUCUAGUGAUGAAGAUUCUGAUAGUAGUGAUGACAAGAAAAAAUUUGAGAAGAAUCCUAGAAAAAGAAGACAUCCAUCUACAUCUAGUGAUAGCAGCUCUGAUUGA